CAGGUGAGUGCAGAGGGGGGCGGGGGAAGGACUGAGCGGAGGCGGCUCACCUGGCUGGGCAGCCAUUCAUUGAGAAGUCCAGGAAAUUUUAAAGCCUAAGUUAGACCACAAAGAGAACUUUCUCUUUGGGACAAGAAGAGUUCAACGUUUGCAAGGGUAUACGGGAUGCUUCAUCCGUCCUCAUCACAGGCUUCCCAGAAGUCUAAGGCUUUUCAGGUCUGCCCAGGAGCUUGUCCCUGACCUCCUCCUGGCUUCUCCCCUGCAGGUGCCUGGCUGCAGCAAGCCAUGCUCUGAACCAUGCCCAGGCCGGGACAGCCCCGCCCAUCGUCUGGGCCUCCACGCUUGGGGCCCUGGGAGAGGCCCACAGAGUUAUGCCUGGAAACGAAUGAUGAGCGCUCCCAGCCCCCACCAGGCCGUCGCACCCGGAGGCCAGACCCUAAGGACCCUGGCCACCACGGGCCAGAGAGCAUCACCUUCAUUUCAGGCUCUGCAGAACCAGCCAACGAGCCCCCAACCUGCUGCCUCCUCUGGCGCCCCUGGGGUUGGGACUGGUGUAGGGCUGCCUUCUGCUUCCGACGCUGCAGGGAUUGCCUCCAGCGCUGUGGGGCUUGUGUGCGGAGCUGCAGCCCCUGCUUAUCUGCUGGAGACCCCAUUGAAGGGUCUUCGGAAGCCGCCUGGGCCAAGGAACACAACGGUGUGCCUCCCAGCCCGGACCGAGCACCCCCCAGCCGCCGGGAUGGGCAGAAGCUCAAGACCAGCAUGGGCAGCAGCUUCAGCUACCCUGAUGUUAAGCUCAAGGGCAUCCCGGUCUACCCCUACCGCCACGCCACCUCCCCAGUCCCUGACGCGGACUCCUGCUGCAAGGAGCCCCUGGCAGACCCUCCUCCCACACGGCACAGCUUGCCUAGCACCUUCACCAGCAGCCCCCGUGGCUCUGAGGAGUACUAUUCCUUCCAUGAAUCGGACCUGGACCUGCCCGAGAUGGGCAGUGGCUCCAUGUCGAGCCGUGAGAUCGACGUGCUUAUUUUCAAGAAGCUGACAGAGCUGUUCAGUGUCCAUCAGAUUGACGAGCUGGCCAAGUGCACAUCAGAUACCGUGUUCCUGGAGAAGACCAGCAAGAUCUCAGACCUGAUCAGCAGCAUCACACAGGACUACCACCUAGAUGAGCAAGACGCCGAGGGCCGCCUAGUGCGAGGCAUCAUCCGCAUCAGUACCCGCAAAAGCCGCUCGCGGCCACAGACCUCUGAGGGGCGCUCAGCCCGCUCUACUGCUCCUGCCGCUGCCCCCGACAGUGGCCAUGAGACCAUGGUGGGCUCUGGCCUCAGCCAGGAUGAACUGACAGUGCAGAUCUCCCAAGAGACAACCGCAGAUGCCAUCGCCAGGAAGCUGAGGCCAUAUGGAGCCCCAGGGUACCCAGCCAGCCAAGACUCAUCCUUCCAGGGCACGGACACAGACUCUUCAGGGGCACCCCUGCUGCAGGUGUACUGCUAACCCUACUGGCCCAGCAAGAGUCCCUCUUGGAAGAAGCAUUAGCCAACGGAGGAGAGGAACCAGGACCUCUGUGUGCAGGCCAGAUUCUGAGCCCAGAAGCAGUGACCUCUCUGGCUUGUGCUUUUGUUGAAUGAUCCUAGACCACAUACAUUUCACAGGGCCAUGGCGCCCACGUUCUUCAUUCUCCAGCUGGACUGACUGCUGGCUGGGCCUGUGUCUUCUGUGGCCUGAAAGCAAAGCCUUGGGAAGUAGCUUCCCAGUUCCAUUCCAUGAUACCCUAAGCAAUUAUGGGAACUAAGUAGGUUGGGUUGGGGACAGCAUGGCCUCUGUGAUUCUGUGGGCAGUGCCCACUUGCUAUAUUGAUAAGCAGUUUAUAUUGGUUCUUGGCUACUCUGUAUUGUUAACAUGACCCUAGUUGCAAGUACAUACA
Molecule: messenger RNA, 1921 nt
Organism: Rattus rattus (black rat)
Lineage: Eukaryota; Metazoa; Chordata; Mammalia; Rodentia; Muridae
Gene: Kdf1
Product: keratinocyte differentiation factor 1
Exons: 4
Coding region: 298-1491 (397 amino acids)
Biological process (GO): keratinocyte development; regulation of epidermal cell division
Cellular component (GO): cell junction
Source: RefSeq, a predicted model, not a curated record